ACUGAGCAGACUCGUUCAGUGUGGGCUGUGCAGCUUUAAAGUGCUCGCUCCAUGAUGCCUUGCGGUGUCCCGCUCACUGUAUUUACUCGUGUGAGAGCAGAGCAGAGCUGCCGCUGCCGCUGAUGUAACGGGCCACACUGACUGAACUUCAGCGAGCGGACCCUCCUACGGACCUCAACCGGACUACAUUUACGGACAUCAGAUGAAGGGAGUCUUUACGAAACACUAAAAGGAAAACCACAUCAUCUGUUUAUAUCUCGGUUCUGCUCUGGCGGAGCGAAGUAACAGACCCUGACUGAGGAUUGUGACGGUCCGGGACUGCAGACACACGCAGCAGUGAUAAGAGCAGCAUGCAGACCAGAGAGCUUGUAACGGGUGCCUGCAGAGGUGAGGAAUGACAUCCAGAUGAGAGGCAUGGAGCUGAAGGUAUGGGUGGAUGGAGUGCAGCGCAUCGUCUGCGGGGUCACAGAAGUCACCACAUGUCAAGAGGUUGUUAUCGCUUUGGCCCAAGCAAUAGGGCGGACAGGUCGCUAUACGCUGAUUGAAAAAUGGCGCGAGACAGAGAGGCACCUGGCGCCCCAUGAGAAUCCUGUGGUUUCUCUGAAUAAGUGGGGUCAGUACGCUAGUGAUGUACAGUUGGUGCUUCAACGUACAGGCCCAUCUCUGAGUGAGCGCCCCACCUCGGACACCUCUGCAAGAGCCCCUGAGCGCAGCUUAUACCGCCAAAGUCUCCCUCCCAUGGCAAAGCUCCGCCCCACAGCCAACGACCGUUCCCUCAAACGACGUGAACCAAAACGCAAGUCCCUCACUUUCACCGGUGGUGCCAAGGGGUUACGUGAGAUCUUCGGGAAGAAUCGUGAGGGUGAGACCAAACAGAGAGCGGUAAACACAAACCGCAGCAGCACUCCAGCCCCUACACAGGAGCUAUCCCGCCUGGUGCAGCUGCAGAAGGACAAGUUGCACAUCCUAGAGCAGAAACUGCAACGCUGCGAGACUGAGUUGCAGCAGCAAUUGACGGAGGAAGAAGAAGAGGAGCUGGUCAAACUAGAGCAGCAGGUCCGCAGGAAUGAGGUGGAGAUGAAGGAGCAUGAAUUCUGGGAGAAUGAAUUAAAGAUUGAGCAGGACAAUGAGAGGCAACUUCGUGAGCAGCUGCACGAGCUGCGCAGCCGUGUACAGGAGUGCGAGGAGCAGCUGGGAGAGUACCUGGCACGUAUUCAGUGCAUGGAAGCAGGGCUCGAGGCAGAGCGCCUGCAACAAGAGCUGAUGGAGACGCGGCUAGCGGAUGAAAUGGAGGUCCGGUCGCGACUGGACAAGACUCGUGCCGAGCUAGACAUACAGGUGCAGCAGGCUGCAAGACUGGAGAGCAGCUGCAGAGCUGUGGAGCUCUCACUUGGGCAGUCGAACAUCAGGCUACAGGAGAGAGAGCAGGAGCUGGAACAGUUAACUAAGGAGCUGAGGCAGGUGAACCUUCAACAGUUUAUUCAACAGACUGGCACCAAAGUAACAGUUCUACCAGCAGACCCUGGUGAGGAGGAAGCUAACACAGAGACAGAAAAUCAGUCUGGAUCUCUGAAGCGGCUUGGAUCAGCUCGACAACUUCCCGCUGACCUACGAGCUCUGCAGAGCCCGCUGAACACGACCUUUAACCCAGAAGGCAUCUACGUCUGAUUUUGCACUGGGCAUCAACAUUUAAACACAGUCUGCACUUCCCACAUGACUCCAUAUCACUCUGAGACCAUGAAGAUUUCCUUUGGAGAGAGAUCAUACUCCCUUGGAAUUACGGAGGUAUUUGUUGUUUGCUCUACAGAUUCAUCAACAAGCAGCUAGUGUUUUUUACGGUGAAGAUUGCUUCCUCUUGAUGGCUGUUUGACUAAUCCAACCCAAUCAGUGCUUUCUCCAAAUCCUACAAAGACAUCUCCAGCUGAAUGUAUGCUCACUUUCACUGGACCCAGUGCGCAGUAAGGCUUUGAAUAUGUCUUGAACAUGGCAACUAAUGACUCAAACAGACAGAAUACAUGCUGCCUCAGCCUGCAUUCAAUCCAUCAACCUUCUGGUGCAAGUUAGAAAAUUCAGCAUCAUGAUGUCUUUCAUUUCUAGAAUGUUUCUGAAUCUCCAGGUAAACCUCAUACUCGAUGUGAUUAUGCAAGCAGAAGGAAUUUUAGGGAGAUGCAAAGAGAUCGUUGAGGAUGAUAAAUUAUGCAGUUUAUAUUUUAUGGCUCAUAGUAGUGAUAAAAGCUCAUUGAAAGGGGUGGGGUUUCACCUUACUUUGCACUUUAUUGGCCAAAACAUCUGCUGUGGAAUUUUACUGAAAUCUUAAGAGCUGAAGAACCAUUUUCUGCAUUUGAUUGCGCUAAUCAGGAAAACAGGUGCAUGUAAUAUUUUAAAACAGUGUGAGAGUGAGUAAGAGAGGUGUUUUUGCAUGAAAGCAGCUUGUGGCAAGUGAAAUUUGGUACCUUUUAAAAUGAAGCAAAAGAACCUGGUUUUGUGCUGAACAGCUUAAUUUUAAAAAGAAGCCUUUUAAAUUAUGCAAGUACAAUGUAGUUACGCACAAGUCGUAAUGACUGGCCUAGAUCAACGUGUUCUGCUUAAGCUUUCAGUGAACUUUUUUGGCCAAUAAAUGCAUUUUAUUUCCGACACUGAAUAUUUAGUUUUAUUUUUUUAUUUAGCUGAUCUCACUAAAAUCCUUAUCUAGAGUUGUCUUUUUUCCCCACAUACUAGCAAAAAUCACAUGAGUUGCAUAUAUUUUAGGCAAAUUUUUAGCAUUUUUACUAGUUUUUAGAACUUUAUUUCUUAUCAAACCAAAGUGUUCUGGAAGACAUGAAUAUAUGAAUGAAUGUAACGUUUUGUAAUUGUGUGUAUGUGCAAAGGGAAGCAGCUCCAAAAUAUUGUUGAUGACAUGAUUUCCUUUUUUAUUUUUUAUUGUUUAACUGUAGUAGCACCUGCUUCCCUUAAAGCUACAUUCACACAGAUGCAAAAUGACUCCAUUUAUUUUUACAUUUAAUAUGGACAUAAGCAAGGAGCUCUUGGAAGCGUGUAUAAGGAAGUACUCAUUUAUAUUUGCUAUAGUAGCUUCUGAAUUUGUUUGAAUAUUUUUAGCUUACUGAUUUUUUUUUUUUUUUUCAAAAACACCAUUUUGCCAAAAGCCAGUAUUAACAUGACCUUCAUGGAUGACUGAAUCAUUGUAUCUUUUAGUAAAACAAAAAAACAGGUUUGGUUUAAAGCUUUGCACAUCAUGCUAUACAUUCAAAACAAAAACCAUCUGCUUCUACAUUUAUUGAGGAUUUUGAGUAGUAAUUGAGUAGUCGUGUGUUGAUUUCACACAGAAUUGGUGCUCAGAUGAUUUGCAAAAGAGCAUUCAACUGUCUGAAUGGCGCAUGACUUGAAGAACAAUGUCAUCUCUGUGUGAUGAGGGAAACAUUUGAGAAGCAUGCCUUACUUAAAAAAAAAAAAAAUAAAUAAAAAAAGUUGUAAAUAGCAUAUAGCAACAUAUCAAUAAGUAGCAAAGAGGACUAUUUUUAACAUAGAUAAAAAAAAAUUGCACAGUGCUCUCUAAACAGCUAAAAUAAACUUUUUAUUUUUUAGCAUUGUUAGGCUGCAUGCACUGAUGUUCAGUUUUAAGCUUGUGUGAGGGGCCUGAUGAUCCACCUAUGGCACUUAAUACAGGUGUAAUACUCAACUGGGCUGUAUUAAGGUGUAACAUGGACUGCGCUAAAUGCCUGUAUAAAUAUCUGUGCAAUUGUAACAGGCUUGAGGUUUGGGACUGAUGUGUGUGCAUUAGAAAUUAACAGUGUGCAUUCGAUCACCUGCUGCUAUGCACACAGGUGUGACUAAAAUAUUAAGCUCAGCUAAAAGUUGUUAAAAUCAAAUGGCAUCAUGGUUUGAUAUCUCUUGAUCACAGGUUUUAACCUUUAAUCCGGUACCAAAAUCCCUUUGGGUAACAGACUUCGAUUCAGCUCUAUUUUUAACAAAUUAUGUUAAUUAAACUACUUCCUUCUUGAGAAGUGUGAGAUGCCUGGAAAACACAUUGAAAUGAUUUAUGUUGAUGUUUAUCGAGCAGCAUAAACUAUUUAUGCCAUCAGUGGAAAAGGUGCAGUAACACUGUAAAAUAUGAAAUAAAUUUAGAAUAGAGCA
Messenger RNA from Onychostoma macrolepis, 4131 nucleotides. It is a transcript of the gene rassf8b, whose product is annotated as Ras association domain family member 8b. Bases 406 to 1668 code for a protein of 420 amino acids. Lineage: Eukaryota; Metazoa; Chordata; Actinopteri; Cypriniformes; Cyprinidae. The record is from RefSeq and is a predicted model, not a curated record. Gene Ontology annotation, biological process: signal transduction. The transcript is spliced from 5 exons.